AUGGGUGAAAAUAAGACUAAUAAUAAACAAGUUCGAGUGUGGUGCGAUGGGUGUUACGAUAUGGUACAUUUUGGUCACGCAAACUCGUUACGGCAAGCAAAAGCACUGGGCGAUGUUUUGAUUGUAGGGGUUCAUACAGAUGAAGAAAUCUCGAAGCAUAAAGGACCGCCUGUUUUUACGCAGGAGGAGCGAUAUAAAAUGGUGCGUGCCAUCAAGUGGGUGGACCAGGUGGUAGAAGGUGCACCUUAUGUCACUACACUUGAGACACUGGACAAGUAUCAGUGUGAUUUCUGUGUACAUGGAGAUGAUAUUACAGUGACUGCUGAUGGAAUUGAUACAUAUCACUUAGUGAAAAAAGCAGACAGAUACAGGGAGGUACAAAGGACAGCCGGUGUUUCUACAACAGAUUUGGUCGGACGUAUGCUGCUCCUCACUAGAGAACAUUUCAAAAGAGGUGACAAAGAGUACACAGUGGCUUUGGAGCAUUCGUCAAACCUCGGUACAGAUUCCACAGCACGGUCACCGUAUACGGGAUGCUCAAAAUUCUUGCCCACCACACAGAAAAUCAUACAAUUCAGCAGCGGCCUUUCGCCUAAACCUACCGAUAAGGUUGUAUACGUUGCGGGUGCUUUUGAUCUGUUUCAUGUAGGACACCUCGAUUUCUUAGAAGCCGCACACAAACAAGGCGAUUUUCUAAUCGUGGGCCUGCACACCGACCUUGAAGUGAACAGAUACAAAGGAUCAAACUAUCCGAUUAUGAAUCUACAUGAACGCGUGCUGUCAGUUCUUGCCUGCAAGUAUGUUCAUGAAGUGGUAAUUGGUGCGCCGUAUAGCGUCACAGCUGACCUUAUGGAUCACUUCCGAGUCAAGGUGGUGUGCCAUGGACGCACCACCAUAGCGACUGACGCUGAUGAAUCUGAUCCCUACAAGGUUCCUAAGCAACGUGGAUGUUUUAAGAUAUUGAACUCUGGCAACACUAUGACCACGGAGGACAUAGUACAACGAAUAAUACGUCAUCGACUUGAAUUCGAAGUGCGAAACUCACGCAAGGAACAAAAGGAGACUGCCAUUAUAAAGUUGAAAAAUGAACAGCAACAUGUUAAACAAAAUGGCAACUGCGAAAUUGAAGCUAAAUAG
Arctia plantaginis is the source of this 1137-nucleotide messenger RNA. The record is from the annotation of a GenBank genome assembly. Lineage: Eukaryota; Metazoa; Arthropoda; Insecta; Lepidoptera; Erebidae.